This is a messenger RNA of Theobroma umbraticum, 1804 nucleotides long. RefSeq names its product protein DETOXIFICATION 2-like. Gene Ontology annotation, molecular function: xenobiotic transmembrane transporter activity; antiporter activity. Lineage: Eukaryota; Viridiplantae; Streptophyta; Magnoliopsida; Malvales; Malvaceae. Gene Ontology annotation, biological process: xenobiotic detoxification by transmembrane export across the plasma membrane. Gene Ontology annotation, cellular component: membrane. The record is from RefSeq and is a predicted model, not a curated record.
AUUCAAGAAAAAGCCAUGGCAGAAAUGGUAGAGACAGAGGACAGGAAUUGUGCAAUGAGUUGGGGCGGAUAUGUGGAAGAGCUGAAGAAGGCAAGCCGCAUAGCAGCGCCGAUGGUGGCGGUGACAGUCCUGCAAUACCUUUUGCAAGUUGUAUCCGUGAUAAUGGUUGGGCAUCUCGGUCAGCUGUCUCUCGCUAGCGUUGCCAUUGCUACAUCCAUCACCAAUGUCACUGGCUUUAGCCUUCUUUCAGGAAUGGCUGGUGGAAUGGAGACUCUAUGUGGGCAAGCUUAUGGAUCGCAGCAAUACAAAAAACUUGGAGUCUAUACUUACAGCGCCAUCAUCUCCCUCAUUCUUGUUUGCCCCACAAUUUGCAUACUGUGGAUAUUCAUGGACAAACUGUUACCUCUCGUUGGCCAAGAUACACAAAUCUCCCACAAAGCUCGCCAAUAUUCGCUUUGGUUGAUCCCAGCACUGUUUGCAAGCGCGAUCCUUAAGCCAUUGACGCGAUAUUUGCAAAUGCAGAGUUUGAUUCUUCCAAUGCUCCUAACUGCAUUUUCCAUAUUGUGUUUCCAUGUGCCUGUAUGUUGGACUCUUGUGUUUAAAUUGGAUUUAGGAGAUCUUGGAGCAGCAAUAGCCUUUAGUUUAUCAACUUGGUUGAAUGUGAUAUUGCUUGGGAUUUAUGUCAAGUAUUCACCCACUUGUGAGAAAACUCGUUCACCAUUGUCCAAGGAUGCUUUUCUUGGUGUUUCUGAGUUCUUUCGCCUUGGUGUUCCUUCAGCUAUAAUGGUUUGCCUUAAAUGGUGGUCGAUGGAGCUGCUAACUCUGCUAUCAGGCCUUUUACCAAAUCCAAAGCUAGAGACAUCGGUACUAUCUAUCUGCUUAACUAUAUCGACAUUGCACUUCACUAUACCAUAUGGUUUUGGAGCAGCUACAAGCACAAGAGUUUCCAAUGAACUAGGAGCUGGGAACCCUGAACUAGCUCGGAUGGCAGUCAAGGUUGGAAUGUCCAUGGCAACCACAGAAGCAGUCAUUGUGAGCACAGCUCUCUUCUUCAGUCGACACAUCAUUGGAUAUGCUUACAGCAAUGAGAAGCCAGUGGUGCACCAGGUUGCGGUCAUGGCUCCUUUGCUUUGCAUCUCACUGGUUACAGAUAGCAUGCAAGUUGUUCUUUCUGGAGUUGCUAAAGGAUGUGGAUGGCAACACAAAGGGGCCUAUGUAAAUCUUGGCGCAUUUUAUCUUAUUGGAUUGCCAAUGGGAAUCAUACUUGGUUUUGUAGCACAUUCAAAUGGAAGAGGCCUUUGGAUUGGAAUAGUAGCUGGUUCAAUUGUGCAAACUAUCCUUCUUUCUCUUUUUGUUAUCUUCAACAAUUGGGAUAAACAGGUAGCCAAGGCCAAAGACAGGAUAGGGAGAUCUUCCAUGGAGAAUUAGUCAUAUUUUGGCUUUACCAAAUGGAAAAGAACAACACCUACCAAAGUAAUUAAGAUUUACAAGUCCAAUUAGAAGAGAUAAUGGUAAGGGAAAAAUGUGGAUUAAACAUAAUUCAAAAUCAUCCCUUAAAAGACUAUGGAAAAUUAAUGAUCCGUCAGCUCAUUUACUUUCCAUGGAUGAGUGUAUGUACGGCUAAUUUAAAGGAACAAGCUUUCUUUUUUAUGUCAAGUCAAGAAAUUUAUUGAAGGAAAGGACAGGGUGCAAAAGGAAAGACCGAAGAAGGUCUCUCAAGACCCAUGGAAGGAAGAAAACAGAGGAUUCCCUGUUUGUACCAGAUAACGUAAAGCCUCCCAAGCAUUUAAACCAACUAAAGCAG